CUCAAACUACAAAAAUAAACAAAAUUUCACGUGCAUAUGGUUUGGAAUUAAGUGAUUUAGUGAUAAACAUAAUUUGAGAAGAGAUAAGAAAAAUUCAUUAAAGUGUCCCUAAUUAACAUCAAUUAUGCCACUAAAAUCGCAGUUUCGAAUCCAAUUGUCGAAAUCGACGGUGACGAAAUGACCAAAAUAAUCUUUGACGAAAUCAAAAAGAAAUUAAUUUUGCCUUUCGUCGAGCUUGAGAGGGAAUACUACGACUGUGGCCUCGAAAAUCGAAAUGUGACCAAAAAUCAGGUCUCAAAAGACGCAGCGGUGGCAAUUUUGAGACACAAUGUUGGGAUUAAAUGCUCGACGAUAACCCCAGAUGAGGAACGAGUAAAAGAAUUUAAUUUGACGCAGAUGUGGCCUAGCCCAAACGGCAUGAUCCGAAACGCCCUCAACGGGACGCAAUUCCGGGAGUCCGUCAUUUGUGGCAAUGUGGCUAAGUACGUCCCUGGAUGGACCAAACCCAUCAUCAUGGGUCGACACACCUUCGGCGACCAAUACGGCGGCAAAGACUUGAUUAUCGAAAAAGCGUCAAAAAUUUUUCUCACAGUCAAAACCGAAGACCAAGAGGAAAAAAUCGAAGUUUUCGAUUAUAAAAAUCGCGGAGUUGCAAUGGUGAUGUUCAACACCGAGGAGAGUAUUCGAAGUUUUGCAACUUCCUGUUUCCGGAUGGCUUUGGAACGCCAACUUCCGGUGUAUUUCGCCACCAAAAGUACUCUUUUGAAACAUUAUGACAAACUUUUUAAUGAAGUUUUUUUGGACGUUUUUGAGAAGGAUUUUAAAUCGAAGUUUGCCCACGCCAACUUGACUUUUGAAUUACGCUUAAUUGACGAUAUGGCCGCCCAGGCCCUCAAAUCCCCCGGUGGGUUCCUCUGGGCCUUGAAAAGCUACGAUGGUGAUGUCCUUUCGGACGUCGUUGGGCAAGGAUUUGGUUCCAUGGGUUUGAUGAUCCACAGCUUGAUAUCCCAUGAUGGUAAAACGGUGAUGACUGAACCGGCUCAUGGUACCGUGACCCGACAUUACCGUGAGUACCAGAAAGGUGGCAAAGUUUCGACGAACCCAAUUUCGUCGAUUUUUGCCUGGACUAGAGGCCUUCAACAUCGGGCAAAACUGGACCAAAACACCAAAUUGGAUAAUUUUGCCCAAAUUUUGGAAAAAAGUACCAUUUCGACCGUUGAACAAGGGUUGGUUACGAGGGAUUUGGCACCUUGUGUCUUCGGGAAGGAGUUCAAGGAGGAUCAGUGCUUGAGCACGUUUGAAUUUAUUGACAAAGUGGCCCAAAAACUGGCCAAAAAUCUGCUAUGAUUUGAAAUUUUAGCAAAAAUUAAUAAAAAUUAAACAAAGAAAACAUUUGUGUUUAUUAAAGGAUAAAAAAUGAAGUAUUUUGUCAAAAUUUUGGCCCAAAAUUUGCUUGUUUGGGUCAACAGAAAGGAAAAAAACAAAAAUUUUACAUUCAAAAUCAAAUAAACCAAUACAACAUUUAGCAC
Tribolium madens (black flour beetle) is the source of this 1529-nucleotide messenger RNA. RefSeq names its product isocitrate dehydrogenase [NADP] cytoplasmic-like. The transcript is spliced from 7 exons. Gene Ontology annotation, biological process: isocitrate metabolic process. Bases 178 to 1347 code for a protein of 389 amino acids. Gene Ontology annotation, cellular component: cytosol; mitochondrion; peroxisome. Gene Ontology annotation, molecular function: NAD binding; isocitrate dehydrogenase (NADP+) activity; magnesium ion binding. NCBI's taxonomy places the organism in Eukaryota, Metazoa, Arthropoda, Insecta, Coleoptera, Tenebrionidae. The record is from RefSeq and is a predicted model, not a curated record.